This is a messenger RNA of Ramularia collo-cygni, 1527 nucleotides long. Its product is annotated as related to cell adhesion complex protein bystin. The transcript has a single exon. Gene Ontology annotation, cellular component: nucleolus; cytoplasm; preribosome, small subunit precursor. Gene Ontology annotation, biological process: rRNA processing. The record is from RefSeq and is a predicted model, not a curated record. NCBI's taxonomy places the organism in Eukaryota, Fungi, Ascomycota, Dothideomycetes, Mycosphaerellales, Mycosphaerellaceae. Gene Ontology annotation, molecular function: snoRNA binding. Bases 1 to 1527 code for a protein of 508 amino acids.
AUGCCCGCGCAAAGAACCCAAGCGAAUCGCAAUCGCGAGCCCAAACACAACCCUCUCAGCGAAGACUACUCUCCUUCAGGCCCACUCAAACCCGCAAAGGCAUCCAAAAAGCGAAAGUCUGGACAGUCGGAGGAUGGACAGGACUAUGUCAAAUCCAAGCAGUCGGCGCGUAUUCUAGGUCUGGGGAAGGAGUUGGAGGAGGAAGAUGAGAAUGAGCGAUCGAGUAAGGUGGCCAAGCCCGAAAAUCCGGAUUUCUCAUUUCGCAAGGAUUUUGGCUUGGAGAAUCUGAAGGACGAUGAGGAGGGCGACGCAGAGGCGGGAGACGACGACGACGACAAUGAAGAGGCUUGGGGCUCAGAUGAGGAGGUGGAGGAAAUUGAAGUGGACCCGAACGACCUGGACAUGUUCAACAAAUUCAACCCGUCCUUUGAUCCAGCAACACUGCUUGAACCGAAAUCCACCGGAGAUGAUGAAGCACAGGGACCAGGCACAAACCUCGCAGACUUGAUCCUAGAAAAGAUUGCCGCACACGAAGCCCAGCAACGAGGUGGACUCACACCCGCCACUGCACCACAUCAUGUCCAAGGCGGCGGCGAUCCAGAAGAUGCGGUGGAGCUGCCUGCAAAGGUUGUUGAGGUCUACACACAAGUCGGUCUCCUACUUUCACGCUAUAAGAGCGGAAAGCUCCCCAAACCAUUCAAAAUCCUGCCCACACUACCUCAAUGGGAUAUUCUCGUGGGUAUCACCCGUCCGGACUCUUGGACACCGAAUGCAACUUACGAAGCCACCAAAAUAUUCACAUCAUCCCGACCCGCUGUGGCGCAAGCUUUCUGUGCAGACAUCCUACUACCACUUGUCAGGGAAGAUAUCCGAGAGACGAAGAAAUUGAAUGUGCAUCUCUACAAAGCCUUGAAAAAGGCACUCUACAAGCCAGCUGCUUUCUUCCGUGGCUUCCUAUUUCCCCUCGCCGGCAGCGGAACAUGCACAUUGAGAGAAGCCCAAAUCAUCGGAAGUGUACUGGCAAGAGUCUCCAUCCCCGUCCUUMACUCCGCAACAGCACUGUACAGACUUUGCGAGAUCGCCGCAGAGCAAAUGAUGCACGAUGUCGAAUCGGCCGGUGCUUGCAACAUCUUCAUCCGCACAUUGCUGGAGAAGAAGUAUGCUCUACCGUUCCGUGUUGUGGACGCUCUCGUGUUCCAUUUCUUGCGGUUCCGCGCAGUGCACCAAGCAGAGGAUGGGCAAGACGUCGACAUGGAUGCGAAUACGAUUGCYGGAAAGCGAAGGGCUGCGGCGGAGAAGCUUCCUGUGUUAUGGCAUCAGUCUCUCCUGGCCUUCGCACAGAGAUACAAGAACGAGGUUACGGAGGAUCAGCGUGAAGCAUUGCUGGAUCUCUUGCUUGUCAGAGGACACAGGGAAAUUGGACCGGAAGUGCGGAGAGAGCUUCUGGAGGGACGUGGAAGGGGUGUGAUGUUAGAGCCUGUUGCGGAGGAUGCAGCAGGUGGUGAUGACACGAUGAUGGAUGCUUGA